GUCACGUGAUGAUUCUACUCCUGAACCUCCUCUGAAAGGAAACAGAUUUAAUCGGCUGUGUGUUCUUAUAUAUGCUCGUUUUAAGCGCUGAUUGUUGAAACCGAAGAAUUAAUUUAAUUCUAAAUAAGGACGUUGCAGUGUAACCACUUUGUUUGCAAUAAAGUGAGCGUUCAUCAUCAUCGUGCAUUCGUGCUCCUCUGAAGGGCGCUUUCUCCAUUGCUAGUCCUCCAUUCAACUGUUUAACGUUGAGCAUCCUCAUCUUUAAUAUGACAUCUAAAAUCCUUUAAGGUUACUGAGGUUUAUAAUAUAUCCUUCUAAAAGGAGGACCACUGUCAACUGUCACAAUGGCAGAAAACAAUUUCCCACCCCUGCCUCGCUUCAUCCCCUUGAAGCCAUGCUUUUAUCAAGACUUCAAUGAGAUCCCAGACGUACACCGCACCAUGUGCAAGAGGCUCUAUUAUCUAUGGAUAUUGAACAGUGCAACUUUGGCUGUUAAUCUGAUUGGCUGCCUGGCAUGGAUGUGUGGCGGGGGUGGAGCCACUAACUUUGGUAUGGCCAUCCUAUGGCUCAUCCUCUUUACCCCCUGCUCCUAUGUAUGCUGGUUCAGACCUAUCUACAAGGCCCUCAAGACCGACAGCUCAUUCAACUUCAUGGCAUUCUUCUUCGUCUUCAUGGCCCAGGUUGUAAUCAGUAUCAUCCAAACUGUGGGAAUCCCUGGCUGGGGAGUGUGUGGCUGGCUGGCCACCAUCACCUUCUUCAGCACAAACGUUGGCUCGGCUGUGGUCAUGCUGAUCCCCACCAUCAUGUUCACUGCUGUGGCAGUGCUGUCCUUCAUUGCCCUCACUAAGGUCCACAACUUCUAUCGUGGAAGUGGAGGUAGCAUGACCCAAGCUAAAGAUGAAUGGGCUUCUGGGGCUUGGAAGAACCCGCACGUCCAGGCAGCUGCCCAACAGGCAGUUGUGGGGGCCGCCCAGGGAGCAGUGCAACAGCAACAGCAACAGUACUCAGCAGCACCCACUUACAACUACGACGAACCGAUGUAGGGCACUGAGGAGAUGGAGAAGUGAGUACGAGGAGAGGACAGACAAAAAGGGAUGAUCAUGAGAACAGAGAUUUAGGUGCCCUAUAUAUAUGAAUUGGGUUUUAAUUAGAACAGAUCAUGAAAGACACGUUUUUUUGUUCUGCAAUGACGCGAGUGAUAAGGCUUCAGACAACACUACUUACCCCUUUUCUUCGAACAAUUAGGACGAUAUAUUGCCAUGUCUCAUUUUCAAUACAUCUUAAAGUAACUUUAAUUGCCAACACGUUGAUUAAUAUAAAUCUAAUGAAUAAUCUCCUAGUACAUGCCACUAUUUACAAAAAUGGGUCUGAUUUUGAAAGUUAAUCUUUUUUUGUCUUAAGCUCUUAAAUGAGGUAAGAUUGUAAUACUUUAUGUAUAUUUGAGAACCACUUAAUACUGUUGCAUUACUGUAUUAUAAGAAAACAGUUAUACAAGUUACCAUCAGAUAUACAUAACAUUGUAUCAAAAAUAUUUUUUUGAUUACAUCUAUCACAUUUCUGUCCAUAUUGAAUUUUAUAUUUCUUAGAUUCUCAGGAAAUUUGAUAGUUGUCCAGUUUGUUUAACCUACCUAACCUUUUACAUCAGACAUACAUGGGACUUUCUGUUCUGCUGCCAUAGAACCUCAAGUUCCAGGCUGUUUCUCAUCACUAAUGUUGAAGUUUCUCAGCAUUCGCAAUUUAGAGGAGCAUUGCUACUACGCUGUUAACUAUCAGUUAAACAACUACUAUGGAUCUACAUGGAUCAAAUUAAGCACAUUCAGGUUAAAAAUUAGGAUUAAAAAAACAUUCAAAAUCAACGAGUAAUUAUUUAAUAACAAACCUGUAACAAAAAUACUUUUGCCGUCAAAUUGCACAGAGAUAAACACAAAUGUAGUCUUACUGUCCCAAUGGAAAUAUGUACUGUUGUAGAUGGACUAUCAGUGGUAUUGUCAGAUGUUAUGGAUGUUUGUGCCCAAUAGUAAAUCCUUGCUGUCAACCGAAUGCUUAAACAAUGAUAAUGUUUUUGAUUUCCGGAUUUUAGACUGUACCAGUGAAUAUAUACUGUGGCUGUCAAUGUUAGUACCUGAGUAGAUGUGAUAUGAGCAACAUAGAGUACAGUAUUAUUGCAAACUUUUGUUUUCAAACUGGAAUUGGAAGGACCUCCUGUUGUCUAAUUAGGCUCAUUAUUAAUUGUCUGUACAGAUACAGCAUUCAUCUUAUUACGGUGCAAAGUUUUGCCAUGUAUCUUGAAUAAAGUUUACUCCUAAAUGAAUUGAUGGAUAUAACAAUGAGUAUACAGUAAUAGGCACAUGUGAUAAUGGGACAGAUGUAUGCUAGUAUUUCUAAACCUGUGAAUUGUCCUGUCAGAUUGUGUGUUUAAGUUUAUUUGUGUCUUAGUCCUUAUCUAAAACAUUUGUGUAAAUACCUCCAUUGUGUGUGUAUUUUCUAUGAUGUACGAGAGCGCGUAUGAGGCUGUUAUUUUCUAUGAUUCUUCAUGGUGGUUGGUAAUGUGUCUGAAAAUCAUAUAGUGUGCUUAUUCUAAUUAUUGAGGAAUUGUGUUUCUACACUGGAAUAACUUUACUCAAAGUACAGUGUGAUUCGCAUAAUUCAUGUGCAUAUUAGCAAUAUCAUUAAGAAUACUGUACUAAAGCAGGCCAGUCCAAAUAUGCAGGGUCUGUAAACAAGAUAAACAUUAAUCUCAUAGAAUCAGUGGUUUGUAAAAUUAAUUAUGCUAUAGCUACCACAAGACAACGUAAUAUUGCACCAGCAAACCUACCCAUUAUCAAAAUCCUAAUACUUUGCCGUGCACAUAACUCGUCAUCUGUUAUAACAUGCACUUGGUGAAUAAAGCCUUUUUAAAUGUUUAGGAUGUACAAAGACACAAACAAAAAAGUUGUCAGUGUAUAGUAAGUCAUGUGGUUUUGGUGAAUUUGUGAAUCAGUCCAAACCUUGUGCCAUGUGUACAUAAGAUGCAGUAUGUGUGGUUGUUGAUGUUGCUGCUGUCUUGCUUAUCUUGCGAUGUCUGUACACUUGGAGAUGAAAUGAAAAACAGCACAUUGAACAGCACUAUUUAUUUAAUGUUUUUAUGCUGGUUUACCCUUGCAUCUUUUAAAUGCCACCUCUAAAAAACCUCAAUUAUCCUGAUCUGUUGUUUCAUAUGUAUUAUGAAUUCUAACAUAUAGACACUUCAACUUUAGGCAAAGUAAUUACAUUGAUAAAGUGUAUAGUAUACAUAAGUACAUAUUGUCAUCAGUUGGAUUAUACGCAAACACAGGGGGCCUGUCUCUCCUCAAGUCCAAGGGGAACAAACUUUUUUGUGUAUUAUUAUUUUCCUGAAGGAUAAUAAAAUGUUGUUGCAAUUUGUGUCUUAAAAUGUUUCAUCUACUACAAGUCAUACAUUUAGAAGUAUAAAACACCCAAAAUCUUAAAAUUCUUUAUUCAUAAACUUGAUGCAAGUUUACUAAUUGCUGUACAUGUUCAAAACGUAUCUUAAAAUGGAAAGAAAAAUAAAACCAAAGCAUGCCAAUGGUGCAAAACUUGAUAAUCUGUUCACCAUAUGUUGGUGCCAGGAACAGAAAUUACAAUUGGGAUAGAUUAACUUUUUCAAUACACUGUCCAGUUACAGAGAAGCGUGCAAAUCUAUUCACCACAGCAAGACUAUCAAAACUGGAUGAUCUCUUAAACCCACCCCCACUGACUUAACUGCUGGUUAAGUGAGAAAUUGUUACAUGGCUGUGUCAACAGCUUCCACUUGUUUGUAAUGACACCCUGAACGGAUCAUGGUUUACCAGUCUUCUAUUCCAGGCAGUAACUGGACAAGGCUUUGGAGAUGAGCACAGCUGUUGGCAAAUUUUCAUGAGAUUUUAACCCCUCCCCCUUUGUUGGCCCGACAAACUGCAGAACCUGUACGAGUCAAACAUUUUACACAAUUUAUACAAUACAGAAUUACAGAACAGUUUGCCCAAACAAAGAAACAUUUUUGAUAUGGAAAUCUGACAUUCCAAACUUGAUUUGUGUUAUUAUGUUGACCUCUUUAGGCACGUUUUUCAGUUUGUGCAAAUGCCAUUCCCAUUAAUGAGGGACAUUAACCAUCCCUACAAAAAAAACAA
This is a messenger RNA of Hypomesus transpacificus, 4148 nucleotides long. It is a transcript of the gene scamp5a, whose product is annotated as secretory carrier membrane protein 5a. Lineage: Eukaryota; Metazoa; Chordata; Actinopteri; Osmeriformes; Osmeridae. Gene Ontology annotation, biological process: protein transport. Gene Ontology annotation, cellular component: recycling endosome membrane; trans-Golgi network membrane. The coding region runs from base 345 to 1043 and encodes 232 amino acids. The record is from RefSeq and is a predicted model, not a curated record. The transcript is spliced from 8 exons.